GCACUUCCCCCAUAGACUCGGUUACUUAGACACCGGGACCAGGCUGAGGACUCUGAGCGGCAGCCGGCGCACGCCACCUACACGUCAGCCAGCGAUCUGUCACCCCCGGUAACGCCGUGCCCUGCCACCGACACUGCUCUCUCCUUCUUUUCCCUGGUGCUGGAAAAUGGCGGCCUCGGUCUGUGUCAACAUCCAGAUGCUUCUGGAGGCGGCGGAGUAUCUGGAGCGGAGGGAGAGAGAAGCCGAGCAUGGUUAUGCUUCCAUGUUGCCUUACAAUAGCAAGGAGAGGGACAGCUUGAAGAGGAAAAGCAAGUCGAAGAAAAGCAGCAGCAGCAGAUCAACCCAUAAUGAAAUGGAGAAGAACAGGCGAGCUCAUUUGCGGCUAUGUCUGGAAAAACUAAAAGUAUUGGUACCCUUAGGUCCUGAAUCUAACAGGCAUACCACGCUAAGUCUCUUAACAAGAGCAAAAUUGCACAUAAAGAAACUUGAAGAUUGUGAUAGAAGGUCACAGCACCAACUAGAGCAGCUACAGCGAGAGCAGCGGCACUUAAAAAGGCAGCUAGAAAAAUUUGGGGUGGAAAGAAUAAGAAUGGACAGUGUAAGAUCGGCAGUGUCAUCUGAGAGAUCGGAUUCUGAUCAGGAAGAGAUUGAUGUGGAUGUCGAGAGCACAGACUAUUUAACAGCAGACCUGGACUGGAGCAGUAGUAGCAGCAGUGCCAGUGACUUGGACGAGAGGGGAAGCUUGCAGAGCAUUUGCAGUGACGAAGAUUUGACCAAGCACAGAGGUUCAGCUAUCUCCUGCAACACGGAAAGUUUCUUGCAUCACCUGGAAUCAACGUCUGGGAGCAGUAUGAAGGAUUUACCUUGAAGGCAUCUUGCUAGACUUCAGUUUACAGCUGUUCUACUAUCCAAUCGGAAGCUUCCAGGAGGCCACAGAAGAAGGGACGCGUCGUCUCUAUUCGGUGAUCCUGGCUCAGAACAGUGACAAUGCUGCUAAUACAAAUAUAUAUAGAUAUUUUAUUUUCACAAAUUUGUGCACCUUACGUUGCACUGAACCCAGCACACUCUUACGAAACCCAAAGCUGGACCUCUCUGGCUUUUUUAGGAGAUCUAAAAAGCCACUUUUCUUUUCUUUUUAUAUUUUUUUUCCAUUUUAGCUUUUUGGUGUCUGUAAUGGAGUCGUACAUACUGGUUUAUGGGAUUCCUCAUUCCCUGCAGUAAUAUUGGCUUAUUACCCAGCAAAUAGGUAUCGUUCCCAAAUCUGGCACGUUAUCCAGGGGCAAGGCGUGGGAGAACCAAAAGUCCCAUCAUGUCUUGAUUAUCUUUGCCAUGUCAAAACAUCUGGAGGGGGUGGGCACCUGACUGCAAGCUGUACAUUUUUGAACAUAUGCCCUUUAAGUUUUUUUUUAUUUUUUGGUGUCUUUCCAAAAUCUUUCCCCAGAAGACAUGCAUCCAUUCAGAGAGCGCUCAGUACAAAGACAAUAGCAGCCUUGUUCUGUUAGUAGAACACGCAGUGCUUUGGACACAGGUUUUACAACCAUUUUGCUAAAGUUUUUUUUCUUUACCUAGGCUGGACAUCUUCAGCUCCCAGCAUUUGUCGCUGCGUACAUGUACCCAAAGCAGGAUUCUCUUUUCUUUCUGUUGGGACAUUUUUAUUAUUUUCUACCUCAUAGAAAGAUGAACAAGAAUUGCUCAGUGCUUUUGAGUGCAGAAUAUAAAAAUGUCUUGCUUUUUUAAAAUUUUUCUUUUUUUUUUUUAAAUAAUCUCUUAUGUAACCAAACCUGGAAUGUGUGCCCUUAGGUCAGCAGUGGAUAAAACGGGAGCAGUGGGGAAGACGGGCAUCUAUUCAUGUCAUUUGAAAAGACUUUCAAUGGUUAGGCACUGUGGUAUUUAUUGAUUACACAUCAGGUAGCUGUUUUCUGUGAUUUUGUCUAACCGCGUCUUAAAGAUUUUAUGUUUUUUUUUUUUUGUUUUUUUUUACAUUUUAUUGUUAGAAAAAUUUGAGCUUGCCAGCUGAGACAUAUAGGACAACCCAAUGCUACAGAAACACUGCUGUAUAAGCUACAGCCUUUACUAUGGCAAUGUCAAGCAGGCGUUGCCAACCAAACCUGCCUCAGUUUAUGCUGUUCUUUAGCGUAAGGCUGCAAUGUCAUUGAACUGAAGAUAUUCUAGGAGAAAGGGCACUACUUAAAGAGAAGUUGUCCACAGCGUCCUCCCUAUCCAACUGUUUGCAUAGACACAUUUUGUUCAUUUUAUUUUUUUUGACCCGAGGCUCCUCUCCCGAGUUGUGAUACUUUUUCUUAGCAUACAGUUUAGUCCUGCGGUGCUAUGAGGGCGCCACCGUUGCUCUUAUUGCACCCAAGCUCCACUCAUUUCUGUGGCUAGCUGCUUUGAUUGACAGGAGUAGUCGGGGGCAAAUCAGCCAUGGAGGGUGCUGGCCACAGAAAGGAGUGGGGCUUGUGUCCAACAAGACCUCAUUACCCCAAAGUCCUCAUUUGCAUAUUAGGAAAAAUUGUCAUAACUUGGCAACGGAGCCUCAGAGCAACAAAAGAAUAAUUACAGCUACGUGACUAUGCAAACAUCCUGAUGGGGAGGUCACUGGUGUGACAUAGCCUUUCUAUUUUUAUUUUUUUUGCUGUAGUAAUCAGAUUAAGUACGGCCAGUGGGUUGUCAGUACUAGGAGUAAGAUCCCGUAUGGUGUGUUGCUAGUGCCCCUGUUGAUAUUAGGCCUUAUAGCGCUUACAGGCGUGCACACAGACACUGGAGCAAUAAUCUAGAGUCCUUAUUAACUCUUCACCCAGUAUAGGGAUGGUUGGUUCUCACCUUCACGCCAUACAGUUCACUUGCCCGUCAUAUUAACAAUGAGAUUUGUUGUUCGUCAAUUACUUUUUUAAAAAAAAUGUUUUUGUUCGUCUCCUAUUUUUUAAAAUCUCUUCUACAAUCCCAAACCUAAAUACCACACUUGAGAUUAACCAGCAAUGCCUAUUUCCUAAUCUUUCCCCUCAAUCUCUGUUGCAUCCGAUGACUAAAUCGCACAACCACAACUAAAACAGAAUUGGGCCAUCACAACG
Bufo bufo (common toad) is the source of this 3071-nucleotide messenger RNA. It is a transcript of the gene MXD1, whose product is annotated as MAX dimerization protein 1. NCBI's taxonomy places the organism in Eukaryota, Metazoa, Chordata, Amphibia, Anura, Bufonidae. The transcript has 7 exons. The record is from RefSeq and is a predicted model, not a curated record. The coding region runs from base 167 to 868 and encodes 233 amino acids. Gene Ontology annotation, biological process: negative regulation of transcription by RNA polymerase II. Gene Ontology annotation, molecular function: RNA polymerase II cis-regulatory region sequence-specific DNA binding; protein dimerization activity; DNA-binding transcription factor activity, RNA polymerase II-specific.